AGGCGAUUUUGUGACGGCUAUUCUGUGAUUGCUAUAUCGUGAUGGCGAUAUCGUGAUGGCUAUUCUGCAAUGGUUAUUCGGUGUCGGCUUGCUUGUGGGAACGGCAAAUCAAGGCACUCUGAAAGUGGUAGUGCCGUUCUUUCGAGGAAUCGACGUUUUCUGAGCCAAGGUGUGGCUAUUGGCUAUUUCUUGUGAGCAGUGGCUAUCUCUAUGAGUGGAAGGGGCUGAGGUGUGACCAUUUUUCGGCUAUCACUUGUGAGCAGCGUCUAUUGCUUGUCACUGUUGCCAGUGGUGGUGGCUGGUGCUGCAUUGUGUUAUCGCCAUAUGGUUGUGCCAGCAGAAAUUGAAAGCCUGGAAGGUGGGGUUGGGGACAGGGAGGAGAGGCAGGGUGGCGGGGGGCAGGUGGAUCACUACAUACGGGUGGUGGCUAUGGUGGAUGCGUACACAUUAAUCGAACAUUUCUGCGAUCUCCUGUCCGCACAUCUUCAAGAGAUCAAGACCUUCAAAGACUGCCCAGGGAAUGUCAAAGCCACAGUUUCGAGCCUCGUCUAUGCGGCACCAAAAUGUCCCGAAGUUCCCGAGCUCGCUCAGUUGAGGAUACAGCUUGGGGCCAAAUAUGGAAAUAAUUUUAUAGCAGCAGCCUCAGAGUGCAAGGCCCCCCGAGCAGGCAGGCGUAAUAACGACACACCCUCACCCAGAAGGAGAGGUGCUUCUGGCAGUGGAUCUGCGUCCGUUGGCUCCAGCUUCUCUGAAUUGGUUGCGAAUGGGCACCACUUUGAGGGCUUAUCUGUUCACACCCCCCCUCAACGCCCAAGCUUGCACCAGGUGGUGUCCCCAACAUCAAGAAAUCCUUCGAGUUUGAGAGUGGGAAACGUUCAUAGCAAGUCCUUGCCCAACAUCGCGGACGCGAACGGUGCGACGAUCAACGACAUAGUAGCGACGGCGGCUCCGUCGCCGCAAGGUGUCGCUGCAGCGCCAUGUCAAGUAGCUCAUCCUCAAGGAGCUCAUAAGGAGAGACCGGAGAGGGGUUCGGGCAAGUUUAGGCCGCAGGGGGGAAGCGAUGGGAACAUAGCAGGUAGAGUGACAGAGAGAAGGGAUUCCGGCAGUGGUGCGAUAUCGGAAGUGACGAUGCUAUCGACGCAUAAUAAGGAAAAGGGAUCGGGGAGAAUGAGGGUACCGGGACACUCAGGAAAUGAAGGAACUGGAACGACUCCCGGACGAGGAGGAGGGGUGGAGCGUAAGGGAGGAAGAACAAGAGAGCACCACAGAGCGAAGAGAUCCGACGGAGAUGACAGUCAGAAUCUGGCGGUGCGUGAACACUCUGGAGCAAUGCGUGAACACUUUGGAGCUUCUCCGACGGCGGCAGCAGAUGUCGUUCCCACUCAAACAAGCGUGCUCCCGCCGAGAGAGGUCGGCGUUUUGCAGGACGACAAGGAAAGUGGUGGUGGGCCUGCGGAGAGAAUGACGGACGAUAAUGAGAGCGUUAGCAGCGAUUUGUCAGAUACUCGAAACAACAACGACAACAACAACAGCAACAGCAACAGCAACAGCAACAGCAACAGCAACAAGAAUAACUGUUGUGGUGAGAAAGGCAGAAGAUCAGUGAAUGGCAAAGUCGAACCGGCAAAGUCGAGAACGAGGUCAGAAGCAGAGUACAUCGACGUUGCGGCGGCGGCGCGUGCAGCAGAGGAGUCGGCGGAGCAGGUAAUGAGGGCAGCCAGGGCGGUGAUUAGGUUAGCGCAGAAUCAGCUGCAGCAAAGUCUAGGGACCGUGAAUAACUCCAUCAACGUUCAGGACGGCUAGUAGGUUUCAGUGAUUGAGGGCAUACUCACACUAGGACUUGAUUGAACGAAUCUGCCCUCGAUUUGGGCCAGAUUCGGUCAAAAAAGUCCUAGUUUGAGUAUGCCCUUAGUCAUCUGAGUGCAGUUCCCCUCGGAAUCAGUCAAUAACUCCUGCAUGGGUCUCAGCUUCAUUUAAUGGGGUCAGCUUCAUUUAAUGGGGUCAGCUUCAUUUAAAAGGGGUAAGCUUCAUUUAAAAGGGGUAAGCUUCAUUUAAAAGGGGUAAGCUUCAUUUAAAAGGGGUAAGCUUCAUUUAAAUGGGGUAAGCUUCAUUUAAAGGGGUUCAUUUGGCAGCUCGUUGGAUAAUUUAGGGUAUGAUGAUGAUGAUGAUGAUUGCAGGACUCCUGUAUGGAUCCCAGCUUCAUUUCAAGGGGUCAGCUUCAUUUAAAGGGGUUAGCUUCAUUCAACAGGGGUCAUUUGGCAGAUCCUUGGAUUAGGGUAUGUCUUCAGGACUCCUGUAUGGGUCCCAGCGUCAUUUAACGGGGUCAGCUAAAGGGGUUAGCUUUCGCUCAAAGGGGUGGUUUGGCAGCCCCUUGAAUAGGGUAUGUCUGCAGGACUCCUGCAUGGGUCCCAUCGCCCAUUUAGUGGGGUCAGCUUCAUUUAAAGGGGUUAGCUUUAUUCAACAGGGGUCAUUUGGCAGCUCCUUGGAUACCGCAUGUCUGCAGGACUCCUGUAUGGGUCCCAGCUUCAUUUAAAAGGGGUCAGCUUCAUUUAAAGGGGUUAGCUUCAUUCAACAGGGGUUAGCUUCAUUUAAAGGGGUUAGCUUCAUUUAACAGGGGUCACUUGGCAGCUCCUUGGAUUAGGGUAUAUGUCGAUGCGGCAAAAGCAGGAGUACUCAGUCCCGAGGACUUUGCAACAAUCUUUUCACAGCAGGCUUUCGCGCACGAGGGCAUACUCGCACUAGGACUUCUUUAAAGUUUUUUUCACUUAUUUAUGGACGUACUUGUUGCCAGAUACAACCAGGUACGGCCAUAAAUGCGGUCAGAUACAUUUAGGAGAGAGCUUGGGCGAGACUGAGCCGCUGUUCCAAGGUAUACGCCCGUCCAGCGUUCGGUCCCAAAAAGGAAGGCUAGGGAUCGCCAGUGUGUAUCAAAGCGAGAAUUCCAAGAUUGCCAUUAAAAUUUCCGGAUCAGUAUUAUAAAAAAAUUAUAAUAUUAUUUCCUUUUUUUUUUUUUGACCAAGGCUGAUAUUACCAAUGAGAAUUUUGAGGCCCGGGUGCCGAUCAGUAUUUCCUAUUUAGGAUUUAGCACCUAUCGU
Molecule: messenger RNA, 3095 nt
Organism: Chara braunii
Lineage: Eukaryota; Viridiplantae; Streptophyta; Charophyceae; Charales; Characeae
Source: the annotation of a GenBank genome assembly